This is a messenger RNA of Penicillium digitatum Pd1, 1308 nucleotides long. Its product is annotated as Oxidoreductase. The record is from RefSeq and is a predicted model, not a curated record. NCBI's taxonomy places the organism in Eukaryota, Fungi, Ascomycota, Eurotiomycetes, Eurotiales, Aspergillaceae. Gene Ontology annotation, molecular function: oxidoreductase activity; NAD binding; NADP binding.
AUGUCAACCCCCGCAAUCGGCUUCGUCGGCCUCGGCGCUAUGGGCUUCGGAAUGGCCACACAUCUCGUGAAAGAGGGCUACCCAGUACACGGCUUCGACGUAUUCCCAGCCUCAGUAGAGCGCUUCAAGACUGCGGGCGGAAUCCCCGCAUCGUCCCUGCGGGAGUCAGCAAAGGGAAAGGAUUUCUAUGUUUGUAUGGUAGCCUCAGCGCCGCAAGUGCAGAGUGUGCUUUUUGGGGAUGGUGGCAUUGUCGGAGCCCUCCCCCAAAACGCAACCCUCCUCCUCUGCUCCACCGUCCCAGCAUCAUACGCCCAAUCCGUCGCUGCAGAGCUUGUCUCCGUCGGUAGAAGCGAUAUAGCCUUCAUUGACGCACCCGUGUCAGGUGGUGCGCUUCGCGCCGCAGCGGGCACGCUGUCAAUUAUGGCCGGUGCGCCGGAUGCCGCAUUAGAGAAAGGCCGGUUCCUGCUACAGGAGAUGUCGGAUGUUAAGAAGCUGUACCUUGUCCCCGGCGGGAUUGGCGCAGGUAGUAAUAUGAAGAUGGUGCACCAAGUACUGGCGGGUAUUCAUAUUCUGGGUGCUGGUGAGGCCCAGGGCUUUGCAGCGCGACUGGGCUUAGAUGCAGUGAAGACAUCCGAGGCGAUCAAGUCUAGUCCCGCUUGGACUUGGAUGCAUGAGAAUCGGUUGCAGCGGAUGUUGGAGGAGGAUUGGCAUCCGGGUGCCAGCGCUUUGACCAUUAUUCUUAAGGAUGUGGGGAUAAUCACGACCUCUGCGCGCCAAAGUCAAUUCCCGACGCCACUUUGCUCUACUGCUGAGCAGGUUUACUUGUCGGCUUUGUUGCAGGGAUAUGGACCCGUUGAUGACUCGUCUAUGGUGCGGCAGUACUUUGCUGAGCCGAUUCUGAAGGUCUCUUCUACUCAGUCGGAGGAGACGGCGGAGGCGUUGCAGCUGGUGUUGGAUCUGAUGGAGGUAACUAACCUGGUUGCCGCUGCGGAGGCGAUUUCCUUUGCACGCUAUCUUAAGGUCGAUCUGAAGCAGUUUUAUACUCUUGUCAGUGAUGCUGCUGGUGCUAGUCGGCAAUUUAUGACGAAGGGGUUGGAAAUGAUUGAGGGGCUUGGACAGGGUGCGGAUGGGGACUCUGAGACUCUUGAUGAGGCUACUUCUCGUUUAGAGAAGGCUGUACAAAAGGCGCGCGAUCUGCAUUGUCCUUUGCAUCUUGGCAAUGCUGCCUUGAGUGUGUUGUAUAUGGCUAAGAAGUAUGGGUUGGGAGUUGAGCGAAGUGCCAGUAUGGUGAAGGCUUUUGAGACUUAG